AAAAGCGUCUUUUGGGCGAACCAGAAGGUUCUCUCUCGAAAAAGUGGAAUUAUUUACAUAUAGAUUAUCGGUUUUUCCUUCCCAACACAUAAUUUAGACCUCUGGAGUGAAUCCUCGAUUGUUUUGUUGCUACGGUAACGAAACGCCAUUAGUUGCUGCAGAAACGAAGGUUCUUUUCAACGCAACAGCCCAGUCACAAAGUAACAAUUGGCGAUGGCGGAUCUAGAGAAGAUUGAAAUCCGGGACGUAACCCGUAUCGAACGUAUAGGGGCCCAUUCGCACAUCCGGGGCCUUGGUCUUGACGAUGUCCUCGAAGCACGCACCGUGUCCCAGGGUAUGGUGGGGCAGAAAGAAGCCCGCCGUGCUGCCGGCAUCGUGGUGCAGAUGGUACGGGAAGGAAAAAUCGCCGGUCGAUGUAUUUUGCUGGCGGGUGAACCUAGCACGGGCAAGACAGCCAUCGCUGUCGGAAUGGCACAGGCUCUCGGUAACGAGACACCUUUUACCAGUAUGUCCGGCUCGGAAAUCUAUUCGCUGGAGAUGAACAAAACGGAAGCCUUGUCGCAGGCGUUGCGUAAAAGCAUCGGGCUACGGAUUAAAGAGGAAACGGAAAUCAUUGAAGGUGAGGUGGUAGAGAUACAGAUCGAUCGGCCAGCUACGGGCACGGGUCAAAAGGUGGGCAAGGUAACGAUGAAAACGACGGACAUGGAGACGAAUUACGAUCUUGGCAACAAGAUUAUUGAGUGUUUCAUUAAGGAGAAGAUCCAAGCAGGCGAUAUUAUUACGAUCGAUAAAGCGUCCGGCAAGGUGUCGAAGCUGGGACGAAGUUUUACGCGGGCCCGUGAUUAUGACGCUACCGGUACGCAGACCCGUUUCGUCCAGUGUCCGGAAGGGGAGUUGCAGAAGCGCAAGGAGGUGGUGCAUACGGUGUCGCUGCAUGAGAUCGAUGUAAUUAACAGUCGGACACAUGGCUUCUUGGCGUUGUUCUCGGGCGAUACCGGGGAGAUCAAGCAGGAAGUACGUGACCAGAUUAACAGCAAAGUGAUUGAAUGGCGCGAAGAGGGCAAGGCGGAAAUUAAUCCUGGCGUGCUGUUUAUCGACGAGUGUCACAUGCUGGAUAUUGAGUGUUUCUCCUUCCUGAACCGGGCCCUCGAAAGCGAUAUGGCCCCUGUGGUGGUAAUGGCUACCAACCGAGGUAUUACUAAAAUCCGGGGCACUCACUAUCGUAGUCCGCACGGAAUUCCUAUAGAUCUGCUCGAUCGAAUGAUCAUUAUUCGUACUGUACCGUACACGGAGAAGGAAAUUAAGGAGAUUCUGAAGAUACGGUGCGAAGAGGAAGACUGUCAAAUCAACAACGACGCACUGAUGGUAUUGGGACGUAUUGCGACGGAAACGAGCCUGCGUUACGCGAUUCAAUCGAUCACCACGGCAAGCCUGGUGAGCAAACGUCGCAAGGCUGCCGAAAUCACGGUCGAAGACAUCCGCAAGGUGUACUCCCUGUUUCUGGACGAGAAGCGAUCGAGCAAAAUUUUGAAGGAAUAUCAAGACGAGUAUCUGUUUUACGAUGAUAGUCUCCCGAAAGCCGCGUCCGAUGAACGACAAGGACAAGCGAUGGAAGUUGAGAGCAACUAAGCGGGGCACACAUUCGAUUGAAAAUUAAGGACAAGAGUAGACGUUGAAUUUCCAUCUUUACAUGUGUGUCAUUUAAGAAACUUUCACAGAAGAUGUACACUUUUCGAAAGUAUUCGUGGUGUUUGAAAUGCUUCAAGAAUAAAUUUUAGCAUUACACAGAACCAGCUUGUCCAAAGAGCAGAGAAAUAUCAUCGUUCGGAUCAACCGUAAAAAAGCGCAGAAAAGCUACGAUAGAGCGG
Molecule: messenger RNA, 1868 nt
Organism: Anopheles moucheti
Lineage: Eukaryota; Metazoa; Arthropoda; Insecta; Diptera; Culicidae
Gene: rept
Product: ruvB-like helicase 2
Exons: 2
Coding region: 214-1629 (471 amino acids)
Biological process (GO): box C/D snoRNP assembly; regulation of transcription by RNA polymerase II; chromatin remodeling
Cellular component (GO): Ino80 complex; R2TP complex; NuA4 histone acetyltransferase complex
Molecular function (GO): DNA helicase activity; ATP binding; ATP hydrolysis activity
Source: RefSeq, a predicted model, not a curated record